CGCAGUGUGUUGGGUUGUUAGCUAGAAAGUUAGCUAAUGGCUGGGGGAAAGAGAUCCUCCUCAACCCUCGCUUUGGGAGAGUUUCAGGAUUUCCUGAAGUAAAAACACCCGAGUAUUCCACAAGAGAUACCCCUAAAGGAAGUUAAGGUCAACAAUAAGAACGCUAAUAUACGCAUUGUCAAUAUAAGUAUGCAGGAUGCUGUAGCCGGGACGAGAAUGCUGACGGACGGCUUCGAGGACGAGAUUGACUCGGUGACUCCUCGCACCCCAGCGGUAGGGAUGGGGGUCGGAGGAACACCAGGAGUUGGACUCCGGGGCAUAGGGAUUGGUGUGGGCGGAAAGAAAGUACGAUUAUUCGGCGAGCCCGGUGGGCCUCCUACAGACAGACUGGAUUUCAAACUGGCUGCUGCUGCAGUCCUUUCCUCUGGUCCCGGAUCCAACAGCGACGAAGACGAGGUAUCAGAGGUGGAGUCAUUUAUCUUGGACCAGGAGGACUUGGAGAACCCCAUCAUGAAGACGGCCUCGGAGCUGCUUUUGUCCAGCGCCACAGACGGAGUGGACCUCCGCACUGUCGACCCAGAAACACAGGCCCGCCUCGAGGCCCUGCUAGAGGCUGCAGGCAUUGGUAAACUGUCAACUGCGGAUGGUAAAGCGUUCGCAGAUCCCGAGGUGCUGCGGAGGCUGACGUCGUCAGUGAGCUGUGCCCUGGACGAGGCGGCUGCUGCCCUGACGCGCAUGAGAGCAGAGAACACACUCAACGCUGGCCAGGCCGACAACCGGAGUCUAGCGGAGGCGUGUUCGGACGGAGACGUGAACGCCGUGAGGAAGCUGCUAGACGAGGGGCGGAGCGUCAACGAACACACUGAGGAAGGAGAGAGUCUUCUCUGCCUCGCCUGCUCUGCUGGAUACUAUGAGCUCGCACAGGUGCUGCUGGCCAUGCAUGCCAAUGUGGAGGACCGGGGGAUUAAAGGUGACAUCACGCCCCUGAUGGCGGCCGCGAGCGGCGGUUACGUUGACAUCGUCAAGCUGCUCCUGGUCCACGGGGCUGAUGCCAACGCACAGUCCUCCACCGGUAACACGGCCCUGACGUAUGCGUGUGCUGGGGGGUUUGUAGAUGUGGUGAAGGUUCUCCUAAAGGAGGGGGCCAACAUCGAGGACCACAACGAGAACGGACACACUCCUCUAAUGGAGGGGGCGAGCGCGGGCCACGUGGAGGUGGCCAGGGUUCUGCUGGAGUACGGCGCCGGGAUCAACACACACUCCAACGAGUUCAAGGAGAGCGCCCUCACUCUCGCCUGCUACAAAGGUCAUCUGGACAUGGUGAGGUUUCUGCUGGAAGCCGGGGCAGAUCAGGAGCAUAAGACAGAUGAGAUGCACACAGCCCUGAUGGAAGCCUGCAUGGAUGGGCAUGUGGAGGUGGCACGGCUACUGUUGGACAGCGGGGCGCAGGUCAACAUGCCCGCUGACUCCUUCGAGUCGCCCCUCACCCUGGCAGCCUGCGGUGGGCAUGUAGGUCUAGCAGCUCUGCUCAUAGAGAGAGGGGCCAACCUAGAGGAGGUGAAUGACGAAGGUUACACCCCUCUGAUGGAGGCAGCCAGAGAAGGUCAUGAAGAGAUGGUGGCCCUGCUACUGGCUCAGGGUGCGAACAUCAAUGCCCAGACAGAGGAGACCCAGGAGACAGCCCUGACCCUGUCCUGCUGUGGAGGGUUCCUGGAGGUGGCUGACUUCCUCAUCAAGGCUGGGGCCGACAUCGAGCUGGGCUGCUCCACUCCUCUCAUGGAGGCUGCACAGGAGGGCCACCUGGAGCUGGUCAAGUACCUCCUGGCUGCAGGGGCGAACGUGCACGCUACCACGGCGACGGGAGACACAGCGCUGACGUACGCGUGUGAGAACGGACACACUGACGUGGCUGACGUUCUAUUGCAGACUGGAGCCGAUCUGGAGCAUGAGUCUGAGGGAGGGAGGACACCCCUGAUGAAGGCAGCCAGAGCAGGACACCUCUGUACCGUGCAGUUCCUCAUCAGCAAGGGUGCUAAUGUGAACAGAGCGACAGCUAACAAGGACCACACGGUGGUGUCUCUGGCCUGCGCUGGAGGACACCUGGCGGUGGUGGAGCUGCUGCUGGCGCACGGAGCUGACCCCACACACAGACUGAAGGACGGCUCGACAAUGCUGAUUGAAGCUGCGAAGGGUGGCCACACCAACGUGGUGUCCUACCUGCUAGACUUCCCUAACAACAUCCUGUCUGUCCACGCGUCCGAGCUCUGCCAACUCACACCCCCCUCACAAGACCUCUCUCAGGUUCCUCGUGUCCCAUUCCAGGCCCUGGCCAUGGUGGUUCCCCCCCAGGAGCCAGACAGAACCCCCUCCAACAUCACCACGUCCCCACCACCCGUCUCCAGCAAAGGUUCAUCCAAGCAGAGACAGGCUGCCCUCCCUCCCAGCCCUUCCAGUCCAGGGGGGGUACGUCCCGGCCCGGGUCCCGGGGAUGCAGAGGCCUUGCCCCCCUUCCACCUGUGCCAGCCCCUGGAGUGUAUCGUGGAGGAGACGGAGGGGAAGCUGAAUGAGCUGGGCCAGAGGAUCUCAGCCAUAGAGAAGGCCCAGCUGCAGUCUCUGGAACUCAUCCAGGGAGAGCCGCUCACCAAAGACAAGAUCGAAGAGCUGAAGAAGAGCCGGGAGGAGCAGGUCCAGAAGAAGAAGAAGAUCCUGAAGGAGCUGCAGAAGGUGGAGCGCCAGCUGCAGCUGAAGACCCAGCAGCAGUUCACCAAAGAGUACAUGGAGGCCAAGGGCCUGAAGGAAGAGCAGGAGGCAGGCCAGGGUUCGGGGCCAGGGCCGGGGGAAGGGGCCAACACUACCAUGCCUGGGGCCCUCACAGCAUCACCAGGGGUUAAUGUGCACACGCAGCCUGGGUCAGACACAGGGUCUGACGAGGAGGAGAACAGAGAGGAGGAAGAAGAGUUUACCUCGUAUCUGUUCCAGGAUGAUGAGGAGGAUGACGAUGAUGAUGAAGACGACGAUGAGGUGGAAGAUUACCCUAAACUACCCCAGGUGGACACUAUCCUCUACAGGGACGGACAGCAGCCCCCCCUGCCGCCCUCGCCCUCCCCCCAGCCCCUGUCCUCACCCCACUCCCAUCUCCACCCUCCUCCUCCCCCCCUCCAGACUGCCUUCGUGCCCAUCCAGCCCCUACCUGAGUACAGCCCGUGCCCAGCCGACUACCCAUGCCCUGGCACUACCAGCCCUGAGCUGCAGAGGGUACUAGUGGGCCGGCAGAUGCUGGGUCAAGGUCAGGGGUUAGGACCAGGGAUGGUAGGGCAGCAGGCCCCAGACGGACUCAUGGUGGCUACGCCUGCUCAGACGCUUACAGACACACUGGAUGACAUCAUGGCAGCGGUGAGCAGCAGAGUACCCAUGUUAAACACUACGACGUCGCCCACCCCCUCUGACCCCCUCUCACAGACCCCCUCCAACAUGGGCUCACCCCCCUCCCCACUGCCCCUCUACCCCUCUGUGGACAUUGACGCACACACGGAGAGUAAUCAUGACACAGCGCUGACGCUGGCAUGUGCUGGAGGACACGAGGAGCUGGUGUCUGUUCUCAUCGCACGAGGAGCCAACAUCGAGCACCGCGACAAGAAAGGGUUCACCCCUCUGAUCCUGGCUGCGACAGCGGGCCACGCAGGGGUGGUGGAGGUCCUUCUGGAUAAAGGGGGCGACAUAGAGGCCCAGUCAGAGAGAACCAAAGACACACCCCUCUCCCUGGCCUGCUCAGGGGGACGACAAGAGGUGGUGGAGUUGCUGCUCUUGCGAGGUGCCAAUAAAGAGCAUCGUAACGUGUCAGACUACACCCCUUUGAGCCUGGCGGCGUCCGGAGGCUACGUCAACAUCAUCAAGAUCCUCCUCAACGCCGGCUCAGAGAUCAACUCCAGGACGGGCAGUAAGCUGGGUAUCUCUCCCCUGAUGCUGGCAGCGAUGAACGGUCACGUGCCAGCGGUCAAGCUGCUGCUGGACAUGGGCUCAGACAUCAACGCUCAGAUCGAGACCAACAGGAACACGGCCCUGACUCUGGCCUGCUUCCAGGGCCGCGCUGAGGUGGUCAGUCUGCUGCUGGACCGCAAGGCCAACGUAGAGCACAGAGCCAAGACUGGUCUGACCCCGCUGAUGGAGGCAGCGUCGGGGGGCUAUGCUGAGGUGGGCCGGGUGCUGCUGGAUAAAGGGGCUGACGUCAACGCCCCUCCUGUCCCCUCGUCCCGGGACACAGCCCUCACCAUCGCUGCAGACAAGGGCCACUACAAGUUCUGUGAGCUGCUCAUCAAUAGAGGGGCUCACAUUGACGUGCGCAAUAAGAAAGGGAACACACCUCUGUGGCUGGCGGCCAACGGCGGCCAUUUUGAUGUGGUUCAGCUGCUGGUGCAGGCUGGGGCCGACGUAGACGCUGCAGACAACCGCAAGAUCACACCGCUCAUGGCUGCCUUCCGCAAGGGUCAUGUAAAGGUGGUUCAGUACCUGGUAAAAGAGGUCAACCAGUUCCCCUCAGACAUUGAGUGUAUGAGGUACAUUGCCACCAUCGCUGACAAGGAGUUGUUGAAGAAGUGCCAUCAGUGCAUGGAGACCAUCGUCAAAGCCAAAGACCAGCAGGCUGCAGAGGCCAACAAGAACGCCAGCAUUCUGCUCAAGGAGCUCGACCUGGAGAAGUCCAGAGAGGAGAGCAAGAAGCAGGCCCUGGCCGCCAAGAGAGAGAAACGCAAGGAGAAGCGCAAGAAGAAGAAGGAGGAGCAGAAGAGAAAGCAGGAGGAGGAGGAAGAGGAGCAGAAGACAACCAAGGAGGAGGAUGAGGAGGAAGACAGUGAGAUGCAGAAGCAGGACGACUCCGCUGAGGAAGUGGACCCCCCCAUCGAUCCCCCCAGUGCGACCACCACCACCACCAUCGGUAUCCCCGCCACCUUCAGCUGUGUGUUCGGCAAGAAGAGGGCCAGUGUUGCCACGACGACCAGUGCCAGCCGCAAAAUUAAGAAGAACAAGACCAAGGACUCGUCCCCCAGCGAACCAAUCAUAUGUCAGGACACACAGGUGGUGCUGGCACAGCACAAGGCCAACAAGAUCCAUGGGGAGCCACGGGGUGGUGGGGCGACAGGGGCGGGGGGCACCAGCGACUCAGACCCCCUGGACAGCACUGACUGUGCCAGUGAGAGUAGCAGCAGCGGGGGCAAGAGCCAGGAGCUCAACUUCCUCCCCGACCUCCCCUCUUCUUCCUCAUCCUCCUCUUCCUCCUCCUCCUCCUCUUCGUCCUCGGGUCCCAUUCACAGCCUGCUGCCAGGCCCAGAGAAGAAACACUGUCUUCAGCUACAUCCAGGCAACCAAGUCACCGUCUCCAUCUCCAAGCCUACACAUAAAGCUCCAGACAUGAGUGAGUUGACCCCCAGCAGCUCUGUACCGUCUCAGUUUAAGACCAUGUCUCUACCCAUCACAUCCCCCAACAGCAAGAGCCUCACCAGCCCCAAGAGGGGACAGAAGAGAGAGGAGGGUUGGAAGGAGGUGGUGAGACGGUCUAAGAAGCUGUCGGUGCCGGCCUCGGUGGUGUCGAGGAUCAUGGGUAGAGGAGGCUGCAACAUCACAGCUAUACAGGACGUCACGGGAGCACACAUUGACGUGGACAAACAGAAAGACAAGAACGGAGAGCGAAUGAUCACCAUCAGAGGUGGCACGGAGUCAACACGCCACGCGGUCCAGCUGAUCAAUUCUCUGAUCCAGGACCCAGCCAAGGAACUCGAGGACCUGAUCCCCAGGAACCACAUCAGGGCCCCGGGCUCCAAGAUCACCUCAGCCCCCUUCCCCACCCCCACUGGGGCUAACCUUAACCUCAGCGUCGGGGCCAAGGCCCUGGGCUCCCUGGUCACAUCCUCUGGGGUCUCCUUCCAGUCCUCUUCCUCUCAGACAGGGGGUAAGAUGGGUAAGGGUCUGUCUGGGGUGAGGCAGCCCUUCCCCGUGUCUCUCCCCCUGGCCUACGCCCAUCCCCAGCUGGCCCUCCUGGCAGCUCAGACCAUGCAUCAGAUCAGACACCCCAUGCUGCCCAUGGCCCAGUUCGGUGGGACCUUCUCCCCUGCCGCCAGCACCUGGGGCCCGUUCCCGGUGCGGCCGCUGAGUCCCGGUAGUGCCAACAGCUCCCCCAAACACAACGGUGGUAGUAGUGGGAACAACCAGGCCAGAUCCAACAUGUCUAGUCAUAAUGAUCACAUUAACACAUCAUCCACGGGCUCCUCGGUCUCCAGCCCUAGUGCCUCUAACAGUCAGACAGCUACGACUACAGGGUCACCCCACACCCCUAACCCCCCCCUGGGGCCCAGCCCAGCACCCCCACAUCCUUCUCAGUCAGGAAACAGCUGUUCACCUCUGACCCCAAGCACAUAGGGGUCCUCUGUCUCCAUGGUUACUGCCACCACUGUCAGUAGUAGUAGUAGUCACUCGGUGAGAGGUACAGGGUCUCCCGCCCACCAACACACGGGCUUAACGGCUACAAACACCCCUAACCCUCUUCAACCCCAGGUCACCCCCAUCUCUCAGCCCCCCAAGUCACCCCCCAGCGUCGCCACUGCUCCCCCAGGCAAGGAGAAGCUGACCCCCUCCCUCUCUCAGGAGGCCCUGUCCAUCUCAGUCAACAAUGUGGUUAGUUCAGGUAGUUUCACCGCCCCUGUCAUGGCUGCCCCCUCCAAACCUGAGCCCCGCCAGCAGCACCAACCCCCUCCUCUCCUAACCUCCUCCUCAUCAGACCCCCCUCCACCUCUCCUCCCUCUUCAGUCCAGCUCCCACCUCCCCCCAUCCUCCUCCAGCACCGUACCCCACUUCUCAGCUCCCGCUCCCCGUGUCUCACACCGCAUGCAGCCCCCGACAGGGCCCUACUACCAACACCUCGACCAGCAACAACAAACGUUCCUACCCCACAACACACAACAACAUGAGCACCUCAAACAAAAGCAGCCCCAGGCGACCCAGCCCCCCUCCAUGCCCCCUCAGCCCCCCUCCAUGCCCCCUCAGCCCCCCUCCAUGGGUCUGAUGAACGGCUCUCAGAUGCAGCAGCAGGUCCAUGGUGGGGCCAAGCCCCAGCAGAUGCCCCCUAACUUCGGCCCUGCAGCCCUCUUCAACCAUUUCAGCAGCAUGUUCGACAACAACAACCAGGUGGGUAACAACCAGGUGUGGGGUGCGUGUCACCUCCCUGCCCGCUCCCCUCCUGAGCAGCAGUAUUCUGCCCCCCCUGCCUACAUGGGACAGAUGGAUGGCAUGAUGGCCCCUCCUCCAGACAGCUCCAAGGCCCCUGGGUACCGCUCUGCCUCACAGAGGAUGGUCAACAGUCCUAUUGGUAAAAGAAAGGGACAUUUUAGAUGUAAUAAAAAAAAUUAUAUUCGACUUUGUUUGACCUUACAUUCUAUAUGUCCCAAACUCUCUCCUUGUCUUACAGCUCUGAGUCUGACCAGCUAUGCUACCAGUAUGUCUGGUAGUCCAGUCUAUCUCCACGGCCCAGCAGCUGUGGGCACCCCCUCCUUUAGCAGACAGCACUUCUCCCCUCACCCCUGGAGCGCUGCCACAUCAGGCGAGUCCCAGGCGGUGCCCCCUCCCUCCAAGGUGUCGUCGUCUGGCCCCGCGGCCCCCCCUCCCCACCAGUCCAAGCAGGGCCAGGGCAGCAGCCAGCAGGACAGGAAGGUGCCUCCUCCCAUCGGGACAGAGAGGCUGGCGAGGAUCAGACAGACCACCGUCAACCCUCCUCUCCUCCAGACCUCCUACACCGCUCCUGUAGGACAGGGAGGCAUAUGGUCCUUCGGGGUCGGCAGCGCCUCGGAAGCCAUGUCAGGUUGGUCUCAGCCCCUGAUGGGCAGUCACAUGAUCCACCCUGGGCUGCAGGCGGACCACACCUUUUCCCAGUACCAGCCUAUGGAGCAGGACGACACCGGCAUCUCUAACCCCGCUAACAACUACCACCAGCAACACAUCAACCACCCCAACAACUACAUGGACUUCCCCAAGGGUAUGGCCAUGUCGAUGUAUGGAGGGACCAUACUGCCUCCCAACCCCCCUAUGGGGGAGAGUCCGGGGGGGGGCAUGUUCAACGGACUGCACGCUGCUGACCCUGCAUGGAGCCCCAUCAUCAAGGUGGUCCCCAACAACGCAGACAACACCGACCCACAGCAGGUGUGGCCUGGUACCUGGGCUCCUCACGUGCACCUGAACCACGUCAACUAGCCGGCCGGCAUCGACAGAAAUCAAACGCGCACACACACACACACAUACACCACAAACAUGAAUUUAAUUUCCAACUGACAACAAAAACCAACAGAAUUGUAAAACGUGUUAACUUUAGUAGAGAACGGAGAACAAAGCAGAGUUUGGAGAAAUGGAGAGAAAUGAUCUUGACACCGUUCUUUAAUGUGCCUAACUCAAAAUAAGAAAUAAAGAAAUCUACUACCGUUUCAGCGAUGGCUGUUGUGGGUUCGGGAGGGAAAACUCUGGGCCCUAGUUCUGUUUAAAGUCCUGUUGAUGUCUGAUGAACAAACUGUCCAACCGGCUCCAUGCUCUGUGUAGCUUAGAUUUAGGACUUCCACCCACGUACAGAGUUGUCACUCUCCUCGGGGGAGGGCUGAUGAAGGUGAUGACGUAGCUAAUGAUACUCAGCCAACAACUAGAGGAUGAUGAUUACCUAAAGAGAGAAAGAAAUCAGAAUAUCUUUUAGUGGUAAAUACAUGUAUACUUGUUUACAUACUAAAAAGGGUUAAAAUGAGAGUACAUUUCACGUCGUAUAGUAGCUCUACUUUACGUAGCCUGUAUUAAUGUGAAAUAUUUACCUUAAUAUUCAAUAAACAUAUUGAAAUGUA
Molecule: messenger RNA, 8861 nt
Organism: Salmo salar (Atlantic salmon)
Lineage: Eukaryota; Metazoa; Chordata; Actinopteri; Salmoniformes; Salmonidae
Source: RefSeq, a predicted model, not a curated record